AUAAUCCUUUCGGUCCUGGUUAUCCCUCUGGUCCACUACACUCCCGCAUUCCGUCAGGAAUUGCCCAUAGGACAAACUGCCAACGGGACACAAAGCAGUACCGCUUCGGGCAACCCGCAAUACACUUAUCCAUGGACUUUCUACGGUACCGUUCUGGCCUAUUCUGGUAUCAUCGCAACGGCUUCAAACUUCAUGUUCGUCUCGACCAUGUCGUUUCAUGCGCGAAUCAGUGAUCCGGCUGUGGGUGGUACUUACAUGACCCUUUUGAAUACGGCAACGAAUUUGGGUGAGAUUCAC
This is a messenger RNA of Opisthorchis viverrini, 297 nucleotides long. RefSeq lists its product as hypothetical. NCBI's taxonomy places the organism in Eukaryota, Metazoa, Platyhelminthes, Trematoda, Opisthorchiida, Opisthorchiidae. The annotation marks the transcript as partial. Gene Ontology annotation, molecular function: acetyl-CoA transmembrane transporter activity. Gene Ontology annotation, cellular component: membrane. The record is from RefSeq and is a predicted model, not a curated record. The transcript has a single exon.